This is a messenger RNA of Colletotrichum orchidophilum, 1815 nucleotides long. RefSeq names its product F-box domain-containing protein. Gene Ontology annotation, molecular function: protein binding. NCBI's taxonomy places the organism in Eukaryota, Fungi, Ascomycota, Sordariomycetes, Glomerellales, Glomerellaceae. The coding region runs from base 1 to 1815 and encodes 604 amino acids. The record is from RefSeq and is a predicted model, not a curated record. The transcript has a single exon.
AUGCAGCGAAAGCGGCGCCAGGCGCUCGGCGGUAGCGACGAUCGCCCCGGGCCUGUAAAGCGCGCGCGGCUCACCGCAUCGUACCACUACGAUUCGAAAUCGAAGCCUCAAGGCAUGGCUAUGUUUGCAGCCGACGAUUUUCUGUCCUCUUUGUCGGACGAGCUCCUGGUUCGCAUCCUGUCCUUUCUGUCAACUUCCACUCUUGUGGGCAUGUCACCCGUGUCCCGCCGUUUCUACCGCCUGUCCGCCGACUCUCAACUAUGGCGCACCCUUUACUACCACCGUUUCGUACUGCCGCGCGCUUUGAAGAUACCUGGUUUUCGCGAUGGGUCUGCUCGAGGAAGCAGUCGAAUACAGUUCUCCACACGGCGCACCGUCUGGGCUGACGGCGGCUGGGGUCGGAGAGAUGCCUCGGGAGAUUCAGUUGACUGGAAGCGCCAGUACAAGUUGCGGCACAAUUGGGCUAGUGGUAAUGCCUCAGUUCAGGAGCUGAAGGUUGGAGAAUCCCUAUUAGAUUCUACGGGCGCACGGAAGACUUUGGUUAAAGUGAUUGAGGGUAUCGCUGUCACCGCCGACUGCGUCUCUGGCAUGCGAGCCUGGGAUCUUAAGACCAAGGAGUCUAUCGCCCAGAUCAACCUCACUAAUGGAAACGGCGGGUCCUUUCCCACUUGCAUAGCCAUCGAUGCCCAAGCUUUUGAAAGUAAAAGGCUUGACGUCUCAGUCGGCUUUAUGGACGGAAGCUUCGGCGUUUGGGGGCUCUAUAUCGAAGAAGGCAGGUUCCUGAAAAGAUACAGGCACGAAAAGUCCAGCAACGGCCAGCUAGUGCAGAUUGUCUAUCACCACCCCUUUAUCCUCACGGCAACAGAAUCUGUUCUGGUAUCUCUGUACGACUUUGAGCGAACCCCUUCCAGCCGAGAGACAGCGACGUUCAGCCGUCAGCGGGACACCAUUACUCCAGAACAAAGUGAGAUGGAGGCUGCUUCAGAAUGCGCAACUCUCCCAGAGUCAGAAAGCGAUAUGGAAGAGUUCCCAUUGCCAAGGUCUGACAAGAGAAAGAAAUCACUGCGAGGAGUCAGUCCACUCCCUGCUCCUGUUCUUCUGACUUCGCUCAAGUCACACACGUCUCGAGCACCACUGGCUCUAUCUAUUCGUCUGGUGGCUUCACAUGUGAUCGCAUCGAUCGCAUAUACAUUUUCCACAUUGGAAGGAUGGUCCAUUGGUAUACAGGAUCUCCAGAUACGGCGACAAUCUGCGAGCCAGCCGUCGUCAGAGAUCGUAUCAACACGACUCGCUUUCACUAAGCCUGUUAAGGCUGCGUCUCCAGUUGCCCCGAAUUCCUCAACUGAGUGUCGACGGUCUCCGCCUCCAAGACAGGCACCUGAGGGUCCGACAACACUUUGCUACAGCCACCCGUAUCUUUUGGCUGCGAUGCCGGACAAUACCAUGAUUCUACAUAUAUGUACAUCAAAUGCCACAAAAGUCAACGUUUCUUCAGGUAUCCGCCUCUGGGGCCAUACAUCAGGCAUCAGCGAUGCGGAAAUCACGGCACGAGGCAAAGCCGUGAGUGUCAGCUCUCGAGGCGAGGAGAUUCGAGUCUGGGAGCUCGAGGGACGCGUCAGUGGCAAAAGUAUCGAAAUCAGGCCGAAGUUGACCUCAGGCUCUGUCUCUACAGAAGUCGUUGUGCCCUUGCCUGAAGCGACGACAGACCGCUGGGAUGACCGACGCAACUGGGUAGGCUUUGACGACGAAAUGGUCAUCGUACUGAAGGAAGCCAAAGAUGGAAAUGAAAGCCUCAUGGUCUACGAUUUCUCAUGA